CCCAUAUUUUUAAAAAGUGUAUGGUAGUAAAUUAGUUCUAGGUGAGCAUUGUUCUCUGUAAGAAUGAAAUUCAGGGGCGUGGUGUCGUGGUUACGGGCGUGGCCCUGUGUCGAUGGGUGUUGCCCCGUUGCGAUGGGCGUGGUUUAGUUCCUCUCAGGGUCUGGAAAGCUGAGCGGCGCAGCUGGAUUCGUUUACUGACUCCUGAAGUGCUCCUCAGCAGAAGAACCGCUCUAACAUCAGAGCUUAACUUUUAAUCCAAACUCAGCUCACUUUCCAGGAGAUACAAGGUGAGGGAGCCGCUCUGGAGUGGCUUUGAAGUGACCAGUGUGGACCAGAAACUGGACUUUUAAAAGUUGUCCUGCCCAGCGCACGUGCCUUCUUUGCCCGCCGAGGAUCAAAGGGACCGAGGAUCUCGAAGGAAGUGGCCUCGGAGGGCCCUGACCGAACUUCCUACGGGAGCGGAGCGAGUUCUCUAGCCACCUAUCAUCCUCAAUGGGGUUCUGAGCUGGUCAGGAAGUUCGUCAGCUGCGUGGCAUGGCAGAUAAAGGCCCGGUCCUCACUUCGGUCAUCAUCUUCUAUCUGUUCAUCGGAGCCGCGAUCUUCGAGCUCCUGGAGGAGCCCAACUGGAAGUCCGCAGUGCAGGAGUACGAGCACCAGAAAGAGCUCUUCCUGCAGAAGUACCCCUGCCUGACCAAGCAGGACCUGGACGGCAUUAUUAAGGUGGUGGCUGAAGCAGCUGGCCAGGGUGUGACCAUCACAGGAGAAAAACCUUUUAAAAGCUGGACCUGGCAGAACGCUUUAGUCUUCGCUGCCACCAUCAUCACCACUAUAGGUUAUGGGAACGUCGCUCCGAAGACAGUGGGAGGGCGAGUGUUCUGUAUCCUGUUCGGGCUCUGCGGAAUCCCGCUCUGCUUCACCUGGAUCAGCGAGCUGGGCACAUUUUUCGGGAGCAGAGCGAAGCGCCUGAGCCAAGUGCUGCUGCACAGACACCUGCAUGUGAAAAAUGUCCAGUUUAUCUGCACGACUGUCUUCCUGCUGUGGGGUCUGCUGUUUCACCUGCUCAUCCCACCCUUCAUCUUCAUGGUUGUGGAGGAAUGGACAUACCUGGAGGGCCUUUACUUCUGCUUCAUCACCCUGACCACUGUCGGGUUCGGGGACUACGUAGCAGGUGUGAACACGAGUGUGACGUACCAGGCGCUGUACUGCUUUGCUGUGCAGAUAUGGAUCUACAUGGGCCUGGCGUGGCUGUCCCUGUUCUUCAGCUGGAAUGUCCACAUGGUGGUGGAGGCCCACAAAGUGCUGAAGAAAAGGAGGCGGAUGCGUCACAAGCUUUCUCCGUACAACAUCGACCAGGUCCAGAAAGCCCCCUUGCCUCAUGCAGCCAGCAUCGUUGAUAUCUUCAAGUUCAUGUCGGAGAAGGGCGAGGACUACAGCGACAUCAUCAGAGCAAUCGGCACGGCUGAGAAGAGGAAGAAGCAGCAGGAGGAGGAGCUGACCCGCUCCAAAAGCUGCAGCGACCUUCUCAAACAGAUGGUGGUACCAAUUGACCAAUCUCCUCGCCAGAAGCGCAGGUUCAGCAUUGGGGACAACGUGUACAUGGUCAUCUCCAGGGCCAGAGGAUCCACCGGAGAUCUAGAGGAAAGGCGAUCGCUUCAGGAACCUACUGGAGAUCCAGAACUUGGCAUGAGUCUCUUAGACAAGGCAGCUCCUCACAGACCAGCAAGCUGUGUGUGGGAUUCCAGAGCAUCCUAUAACCCUGUUUUCCAGAAUCCCAGAAUAAUUUUCAACUCUGACGAGAGCUUACGGAACCAGAACGGGUCCAGAUUUUCAGUGGUCAAGGUGGAUGAAACUGAUUUGUUAGAAAAAGGCAACGGCCCGGGGUGA
Colossoma macropomum (tambaqui) is the source of this 1884-nucleotide messenger RNA. It is a transcript of the gene kcnk5b, whose product is annotated as potassium channel, subfamily K, member 5b. Gene Ontology annotation, biological process: potassium ion transmembrane transport; stabilization of membrane potential. Bases 535 to 1884 code for a protein of 449 amino acids. Gene Ontology annotation, cellular component: membrane. NCBI's taxonomy places the organism in Eukaryota, Metazoa, Chordata, Actinopteri, Characiformes, Serrasalmidae. The record is from RefSeq and is a predicted model, not a curated record. Gene Ontology annotation, molecular function: potassium ion leak channel activity. The transcript has 5 exons.